UCGCUUCAAAUAGAGCAUAACCUAAACUCAACUGAAUUAACAUAGUUCAUAAUUUGAAAUUUUAAGCAUUAUUCUUGAAAAAUGACAUUGUUUACAAGAUUGUGUUACCAUUCACGUCUUUGCCUCAUUGACUGUGAUAAAUUUCAUAUAUUUCGAUCAUAUAGUUUUAAAUUUAACGAACAGAAAAAGAACAAGUAUGUUAAAUAUGCAAGAAAAGUGUUACAACAAACAAAAGGUUGUACACUAUUCGAUCCGUACAAGUUUAAAGAGUAUAUCAUUUCGCCAAAGGAAUUUCGAGAUGAAAAUAAAAUAAUAUCGGAUUUAGUAACAGCUGAGCGAAAAAUCAACCUUGGACAUCGGAAUGAUCCAAAGAUUAUAGAUGAAUUGUUGACCCCGCUGAAUAAACGUUGUGCGGACAAUUUCAAAACAUGGCCCAUCAAUGAGCAAUUGUUUGCUUUAGAUACAUGUAUGGAGAAUGGACCGGCAUUACAAAUCCUGUUUUAUAUCGGACAUAUGAAAUUGCAAUUGAGUGCCGUUGAAACUGAUAUUAUCGUCAAGUAUUUAAAAAACAAUAUUUAUCAAUUAACUUUUGACGAAGUUUCAAUGCAAUGUUCAACCCUAUUCAGAUGCGAUUGUAAAGUGGAUGAUACAAAUUUAAUGAAAUCUCUUUACUCACUAUUGAUGAAGAGUGACUUAAAGAAAUAUGAUUGCAUUGCGGUGAGUGGAAUCAUAAAAUUCUUGCGACGAUUUUCGUGUUAUGAUCAUAUCAGUGAAUUGGAAGCUCUGCAAAACAAACUCAUACGAUACAUUGAUGAAGCUGGUUAUCAAACUGGCGCACAUGUCAUUCAAUUGGGCGUCCGACAGCAGAUUUUUAACCCAAUUAUCAUCGAAAGAGUGAUUCGACGAUUUUCAAAUAACAUGAAUGAAUUACGAAUUAAAGAUGUUGAACGUGUGCUACUAUCGAUAUCAACCUGCAAUUAUCGAAGAAAAAAUGGUAUUGAACUGGAAUUUUGUAAUCUUGUACAAAAAUAUUUAUUAAAUUCACUUGAUACUAACUUCCCUGAUUCGGUUAUAAAUUGUAUUACGUAUUUGGCCAUUUUUGGCGUUGCCGAUGCCAAACUGAUUGAUUGGGCACUGAGGCGGCCCAUUGAUAACAUUGAAAAGAGUCUUCUUGUAAUUGAUUCUUAUGCCAAAAUUAAUUUGGCAACAACAUACAAUGGCCAUAAAUUAUCAGAGAAUGUGUGUGCUGAUUUGAUGAAAAAAGAAUGUGAAUCAAUGUUGAUCGGAGAGAAAUCGAAUUUAGUUGAUGACGUAAGUGAUGUACUGAAAGCGAAUGGUUUUUAUCAUAUAAUGACACGAGCAAUUCCAUAUGUGCCAUUCAAUGACCUGUUUUUUAUUUACAAUAAGAGAACACGGGAAACGGUAGACAUUCUUCAGCCAAAUGCAGAUGGGCACAUUUUGAAUGUGACAAAUAUUAUAAAAAAUGAUCCAGACUUGGAGGGAAUUGCCAUUCUUCCAUGUAUACCAUCGGAUUUCGUGCACAAAACCAAUCAAUAUACAGGUCUUAUGCAGUUUAAAUUGAAUCAAUUGGAAAUGAAUGGAUUUAAAACAAUUGUGAUCAAGAGUUUGACAUGGAAAGAAUGUAAAACUGAAGCGGCACAACGUAGACACUUGAUUUGGGAACUCUACAAACAUGGUGUUCAUUUUGUAUUAAAAAAUGUUAAUAAAUAGUAACCAAAUGUAAAUUCGUCUAUUAUGAGUGUAUUUUGUAAAUAUAAAAGCGUAUCUUUCAUUUUAGAAAUGAUGAUAAUAAUUUUGCAGAGCAAAAUUUUUUUAUCAAAAAUAUAUUCAACCAAAUUUA
This is a messenger RNA of Contarinia nasturtii (swede midge), 1861 nucleotides long. RefSeq lists its product as uncharacterized. The coding region runs from base 82 to 1731 and encodes 549 amino acids. The record is from RefSeq and is a predicted model, not a curated record. NCBI's taxonomy places the organism in Eukaryota, Metazoa, Arthropoda, Insecta, Diptera, Cecidomyiidae. The transcript has 2 exons.